AUGGCUAUACCUGAAAAGUUGGAAUCAGAACUUCAAUAUCAAGAUGACAUAGAAGACGACGAUUCCCUAACAUCAGAAACCUCCUCGAGUGUAGCAGAUAUCAUUGAUAGUGCUGAUGAUGAUGCGCUGCCGUCGGCUGGACCCGCAAGUGAAUAUGAAGACGACGCUGAGGAAGGUGAGAGUGAUGAGAAGGCUACCCAAGACAUACCUAGUGCGAGAAAGUGGGAGAACUUCCAUCUUCUCGGCGGUGUAAAUCAUUUUUUGUUGAAUAACGACGGUACUAAAGCACUGGUGGCUUUAAAACAAGGUGAGGAAGUUAUGAUUGCAGGAAGCUUUCAAGUGCAGAUUCUCAAGGGAGGAAUCAAAUAUAACGAUGUCCAUUAUAAUGCCUCUCAAACCGCACUUCGUGUAUGGCACCCAUCCUGUUCUUCGAUGUCUCCAAUCUCAAGCUCUUUCUUCGCAGGUUGGAAGGAACGAGCAUUCAUAACACCUGAAAUUUUAAAGACUCAAGUAGCGCACAAGGACUUUGAAUGCAUACUGCUUAUUUCUAAUAGAUGCUCUGGAUUACUUGAAAUCUCGAAGCUAGACUCCAUAUUCAGCAAUCUGUGGGUUUCUCGCGAUUACCUCACAUCUCAUACCGCUUCCUCACAACAAUCAACAUUUGCCAUCCUAACCGGACGCACAAUGAGAGAUACAACCUCCGUAUUAAGUCUCAAUAUAUCCAGUUCGUGGACCCAAAAGUUGGAUGAACUCUCACUAUUCCAUCAAGGAAACCCUCUUGAUAUGCGCCUUAUGGUCCUAGGAGGCAAAAAUUCGGGGAAGUCUACAUUCCUGCGGCUGCUAUUGCAAAGGUUUCUACAUGUUGAUAAUGACGAUGACGAGCUCAUAUUUUAUUUGGAUAUAGAUCCCGGGCAAACCGAAUUUUCUGGCCCAGAUUGCAUUUCACUAAACUGCGUUGGGAAGGAUCUGGAACUUGGCAAUCCGUUGGGACAAUCACCUAACGUACCAACUAUCGAACGCUACGUGGGUACGAACACUCCGAGCGCAUUUCCAUCAAAGUAUCUGGCAGAGAUUACAGAGUUAAUAGAUAUUGCCGCCAAUGAAGUUCACAUUGGUUCCACGGUAUUAAAUGUCCCCGGUUGGGUCAAGGGAUUCGGCAUUCAAAUUGUGAAUAAUAUUAUCAGUCGCUUCAAGCCCACUCACAUCUUACUCUUGGGUUCUGUAGCGAAAAAUCAAUCACUACUGAAUGAACUGCAAGUAGACGGAACGUUCUCUACGCCUCUGCGAGAAAACUACAAGGCAGAGGUGGAUAUAAUUGAUGGUUAUCAUGGCUCACCAGCAGAUUUCUCACUUAAGGCGAGAAUCCAACCUUAUCACUUGAGGCAGUUUCGUCUUUUGUCCCACUUCCACAAACUGUGCAGCGCCUCUCACCUCAUCAAGUAUGAUUUUACACCCUUAAUCAAACAAAGACCGUUGAGAGUUUCAUUUGGAGCAUCUGGGCCGAUAAAGGCUUUUAAGUUACCAAUACCAGGAGAUAAAUGGACUGAUAAGAAUAUCAAAGAUAUGCUGGAGGGUACCAUAGUUGGUAUUUACAAGGCCGCUGAAAAGUUUGAUGUCAACACACAAGGUAGAAUUCCCGUUGCUGGACAAAGUACAGGUGGUGUAUUCCUUCAUUUGGGCUUUAUUCAUUCGAUAAACGUUCAAGAAGCGUACGUCAAUAUCUACCUUCCCUUUUCGCGUAAAGUCAGCCCCACAGAUCAGUCUGCUUUCGAUUUUUUUAUAGAGAGACGCAAAACUGAAGCACCAGUGUCUGAGUUGUUGCCGCAUAAUGAGCUUCUGAACGAUCAUCCAGAACUCGAAAUACCAUUUGUUUCUUCUCGUAAGCCCAAAAAGUAUGAGUAUGUGUGGAAAGUACGGAGAAAUAUCCAAAGGAGAGGACAUCUCACAAAGUGA
This is a messenger RNA of Lachancea lanzarotensis, 1953 nucleotides long. It is a transcript of the gene GRC3, whose product is annotated as LALA0S01e13652g1_1. The coding region runs from base 1 to 1953 and encodes 650 amino acids. Gene Ontology annotation, cellular component: nucleus. NCBI's taxonomy places the organism in Eukaryota, Fungi, Ascomycota, Saccharomycetes, Saccharomycetales, Saccharomycetaceae. The transcript is spliced from 2 exons. The record is from RefSeq and is a predicted model, not a curated record. Gene Ontology annotation, molecular function: polynucleotide 5'-hydroxyl-kinase activity. Gene Ontology annotation, biological process: cleavage in ITS2 between 5.8S rRNA and LSU-rRNA of tricistronic rRNA transcript (SSU-rRNA, 5.8S rRNA, LSU-rRNA).